AUGUUGUGGAGGAGUAGGGCGAAUCGGACAUUGUCUCGCUUGUGCCGCUGUGAUUAUCAGGCAUUAUUUAAUGCUGCUGAGGGUGUAACAGAGUGUUUCAACCAACAGCAGAAAAAUCAGUUUGAUGUAUGGAUGCUUCAUGCGGUGCUAGCUAAUGAUCUCUGUACUGAUGACAGUUUUGUGGAUCAGGAUCUAAUUUAUGUAGAUCAGGAUCAGGAUCAGAAGAAGCCUGGAUAUGUUCACCAAGUUUUAUUUGAUGUUGCCACCAAGUUUUGGUGCAUGUGUAUUUGUUUUUUGAUUGUAUGUACACUUGUUGGAUCGUGCAGUAUGUGCUAUUGUACAUGUGCUAUUGUGAGUUUCAUUGAUAGAUUUUUGGAUUUGAUCAUUUAA
This is a messenger RNA of Triticum turgidum subsp. durum (durum wheat), 390 nucleotides long. The record is from the annotation of a GenBank genome assembly. Lineage: Eukaryota; Viridiplantae; Streptophyta; Magnoliopsida; Poales; Poaceae.